AUGUACGCCCAGCCCGACGCCGGCGGCCUGUCGAAAGACGACAUCCGCCAAGCGUUCCGCGAGUUCGAUCUCGACCGCAACGGCUACGUCGGCGCCGCGGAGAUCGCGCACGUCCUCGCAUCCAUGGGCGAGAAGGUGACGGAUGACGAGAUAGAUGAGAUGAUUUUAAUGGCUGACACCGACGGCGAUGGGCAGAUAUCGUUCGAGGAAUUUCACCGGUUGAUG
Messenger RNA from Ostreococcus lucimarinus CCE9901, 225 nucleotides. RefSeq lists its product with no specific name. The record is from RefSeq and is a predicted model, not a curated record. The transcript has a single exon. NCBI's taxonomy places the organism in Eukaryota, Viridiplantae, Chlorophyta, Mamiellophyceae, Mamiellales, Bathycoccaceae. Gene Ontology annotation, molecular function: calcium ion binding. The annotation marks the transcript as partial.